CGUACCACAAAAAAAAUAAAAUAAUAAAAUUAAAUUAAAUUAAAAAAUCAGGAUCCAAAAAGUAAGCACAAUAUUUUAAGAGCCUCAGAUGGACACGUAUGAACAGAAUGUUUCCAGAGUACAACACGGAGCGUAGUAAAAGAAAAAGACUUGAAACUGCACCAUGAAUGAGGGAAGUCAGAUCAAGGAGAACUUCCUAGAAGUCUGUGAGACCAGGGAUCUAGAGGAAGGGGGGCACUGGAAUACGAUGCAGAUAUUUCAGCACAGCAGAGACUAUCCUCACUCCAUUUCUAAUAUGUACCAGAAACCUGGUUGAUUCUGCUGUGGGAGGAUCUGGAAUCAUCCCACUGAGCAUCCCACCAUGAGAGCGAGAGAAUUAUAAGAUGCCCCAUUCUUUCUCCACUCCCAACCCUCCCUCCUCAGAGCAGCACGGGACAUUCCAGACCCUCUCACCACCCCCACCCCCCCUUGCUCCUGUCACGAGGCCCCAAUCCCCCAGAGCUCUUUCAUGUGAUGCUCAGCUGAGACCCCUCUGCCUGUCUCUCCCAGCCCCAGAACAAAAGCCUGGGCUGUGUUCGCCUAUGCCCAUCCCAAAGAGGGGAUGUGGUGCCUCUUUACCCUCUAUCCAAUACAUUCUCUUGCUCCUCACUUUAAAUACCCUAUCCCAAGUGCCUGAGACAUUGCCUAAAAGAGUCUCCCACUCAUUUUACUCCCUUGGAGCCCCCGCUCCAGCUCACUGCCCAGGGGGUCUCAGAAUUAGGGCCACUAAGACCCACUAUUCUCUUGCCCUUCCAAGCAAAUGGAGUUAUUUUCAGGCUGAGUCCCAAAUCUUCAUGUGGGGAGGGAGCUCAGUUGCCCAUGUCCUCACUAAAUCAAAUGGGUGGGAGAUGCCAGAAGCAUUGCUGGUUAUCUCCCAUUAGGGAGGGGAAAACCAGAGCAAGUGUGCAACCCCAAAUUCACACCUGCUCAUGUCCACACACCCCACACUCACCUUCUGUGGCCCCCACAGCCAGAAGAGCACCCAUCACAGCCACAUGGAGAAGGCAUUUUCUCAGCACCAGAUCCAUCCUGUUCUUCUUUCCAGCAACCAAAGGCGCUAGGGCGUGGGACAAGCCCCUAUAUAAGAAACGGAUGCUCAUUUGCAUAGCCCUUCCUCCUCUCCCUGCAGGGGAGGCCUGGGAGGAGCAGGAGGACCUGAGAAAGGCAGAACUGAGGAGGGAUCCUGGUCCCUGGACAUCCCGCUACUCAGUGACAGUUUCUGGUUUCACAGGGUCACGCUCAUCUUAAAGCACUCCAUCCCCCCGUGGAAAGAACUGACUGAAGGGCAGCUACCAAACAAAACACGUACCGGACACACACGAUUCAUCAUGGGAGAGUGGAUCAAUUUAUUGGGUGGUGAAAACGGCGAAUUAGAGAUCAGGAAAUCCCUAUAGACUCAGGACACAGGUAGGAAACUCGAUCCCAAAUCAGAUACUUGGAAAAAGGUGUUCAGCCUCCCCACCUACGUUGAAACUUGUCUUAAUGCCCCUCGGAACCAAACUUGCGCGGGUCGGGGUCGUUUGCAGAGAGGGACGCAGGGCUGGCCCCUCCCUCUCUGACGUUGACCAAUAGGAAGAUCUGAGGGCGGAGCCAGGGAAACGCGGGAAGGAGGGGCGGGGCUUCUGGUGGCGGUAGGGAACUGGGGGAAAGCGGUAACAUUGUUUCAAGUUGGACAAAUUGACAAGAGCGAGAGAUACACUGCGUUCCAUCCCGACCGGGGGCCACGGUACUGGGCCCUGUUUCCCCUCCUCGGCCCCCGAGAGCUGGGUGCCGCUUUCUGCAGGGUUCCCAGGCCCCCGCUCCAGGGCCGGGCUGACCCGACUCGCUAGCGCUUCAUGGAGAACUUCCAAAAAGUGGAAAAGAUCGGAGAGGGCACGUACGGAGUUGUGUACAAAGCCAAAAACAAGGUGACGGGAGAAGUGGUGGCGCUUAAAAAAAUCCGCCUGGACACUGAGACGGAGGGUGUACCCAGUACUGCCAUACGAGAGAUCUCUCUGCUAAAGGAGCUUAACCACCCUAAUAUUGUCAAGCUGCUGGAUGUCAUUCAUACAGAAAACAAACUCUACCUGGUUUUUGAGUUUCUGCACCAGGAUCUCAAGAAAUUCAUGGAUGCCUCUGCUCUCACUGGCAUUCCUCUUCCCCUCAUAAAGAGCUAUCUGUUCCAGCUGCUCCAGGGCCUAGCUUUCUGCCAUUCUCAUCGGGUCCUGCACCGAGACCUCAAACCUCAGAAUCUGCUUAUCAACGCAGAGGGGGCCAUCAAGCUAGCAGACUUUGGACUAGCCAGAGCCUUUGGAGUCCCUGUUCGUACUUACACCCACGAGGUGGUGACUCUGUGGUACCGAGCACCUGAAAUCCUUCUGGGCUGCAAAUACUACUCCACAGCUGUGGACAUCUGGAGCCUGGGCUGCAUCUUUGCUGAGAUGCACCUAGUGUGUACCCAGCACCAUGCUAGGUGCUGUGGGGAACACAGAAGAAAUGGAAGACACAGUCUCUGCCCGCUGUGCUCCUAUCUAGAAGUGGCUGCACCACAAGGAGGGGGGAUGACCGCAGUGUCUACCCCACACCCCGUGACCCGGCGGGCCCUAUUCCCAGGAGAUUCUGAGAUCGACCAACUCUUCCGGAUCUUUCGGACUCUGGGGACCCCAGAUGAGGUGGUUUGGCCAGGAGUUACUUCUAUGCCUGAUUAUAAGCCAAGUUUCCCCAAGUGGGCCAGGCAAGAUUUUAGCAAAGUUGUGCCCCCCCUGGAUGAAGAUGGACGGAGCUUGUUAUCGCAAAUGCUGCACUACGACCCCAACAAGCGGAUUUCAGCAAAGGCAGCUUUGGCUCACCCUUUCUUCCAGGAUGUGACCAAGCCAGUACCUCACCUUCGACUCUGAUGGCUUUCUCAAGCCCCUACUCCCAGUCUCACCCUCUCCUCCAGUGGGGGCAUGAUCUGGCUUGGCCCAGGGCUCUUAGCUCACUGAUCUUGUCUGGCUGCCUUAGCACUCACCUGCCCCUCUUAGCCAGCCAACUCUGGGGAGAGGGGGUGGAGGGGAGAAAUAGGUGAAAUUGAAAGGAAGCAUCAAUAUUACAUGCACUUAAUCUGCACCAUGCUCUCCCCUUCCUCUUAGUCAUUGCUUAGGAGGGCUGGUAUUUAAAAAAAAAAAAGUAAAAAGACUGUUUCUCCUUCCUCCACAUAGGGUUUGCCAUCCCAGUCUCUGAAAGCCCCGCAAUUAUUAUUUUCUGUGUUUCAGGUGACAGAGACCCCAAACCUCCCACAGCCCUGUGUAAGGCCAACUGAUAGCAGGGGCACUAAGUUGGAACUUUUGAAAACCAAGCAAAACAAAAACAUGGCGAGGGGUCUGUUUUAAAGAAUUAGGUUAAAAAAAUAGAUCCAACCAGUUUAUACCCUAGUUUUAGUGCUUCAUCUCACCUAACAGUCUGGGAGACUCAAGACUCCCUGUCUCAGACUCCCAGUCUCUGCAGUCCUGGUGGGACUGCAGUAGAAAUGAUUGCUCCUAGUCUUCUUGCCUGUCCCUCCUACAGGCAAGGGGUGUCUGGGAGGCUCUGGGUCAGGGACUGUGCUUCACCGAGGCCUUAUGAGGCAAGUGAAAGAUGUUUGAAUUUUUCUCUUCUUUUUAAGAUUCUUAGUUCUUCAGGUGCUAGGUUCCAUCUCCCUCUGAAGGCCAGCCCAUAGGAGUGAAAGUUAAGGUUAAGACCUCAUUUUGAGAAUGCUGACACUUUUUUAGGGCUGUGCCUGAGUGGGGACAUUGGGAAAAAAAUAUUCCUUUAAAAGAAGGAUGAACAAUUAUAUUUAUAUUUCAGGUUAUAGCUGUUUUUAAAGUGGGAAUCGGUGGGGAUUUGUUGCCAUGUGCACCUUGGGGUUUGUAAUGCGAAUGUUCAAAAAAAAAAGCUUUUUUUCUUUUUUAUGAUUUUGUCUCUCUUCUCCCACCUUUUGUCCUUGAGUGUUCCUGCUAUUAACAUUAUUUGUAAUUUAGUUUGUAAUUGAUUAAAAAAAAAGUUCCUGGUUUUAUA
Molecule: messenger RNA, 4053 nt
Organism: Delphinapterus leucas (beluga whale)
Lineage: Eukaryota; Metazoa; Chordata; Mammalia; Artiodactyla; Monodontidae
Source: RefSeq, a predicted model, not a curated record